CCAAAGCCUAGCUUGAGUGUUAGUGCCUGCCACAGAGGUCUUGGAAAACGGAAGUAUUGAUCGGAGAUAACAGACCGAAGAAAGCCAAUGGAAAGUUUUCUUUCUUACCAGUAUCGAUACCGCUCGGUACUACUUUGCUGUGUUACAUGGCGUGAACAGGAUAACUUUGCGGGAAUUGUCAUGUGUUUGCGACAUGAUGGAAGUAGAUCCUUCUCCCAACAAUACUAGACGCUGUGUGAUUUUAAAUCGUGGCAUUGCAUUCGUACAUCGGUUUUUGGAACCCCAAACGCUUUUUGUCGUAUCAAAGAAUAUUGUUUUCAUAGCAAGGUAGACUCUGAACUUAUUAAUGUGUUACAUACGAGGAAGCUUACAAAGCCUUACAAUGAAGGGUUAAAAAAAAUCUAGAGACAUUGCAUAAAUAUAGUUUAGAAAGACUUAAUGUAAAUAUUGUCCACUGAGCGAAAUAUUUAGUCAAUGAGAAGUGUAGUUGACAAGUAUAAUAUUAUUUCUAAAUCUUCCAAAUUGAUUAAUACCUUUCGAACGACGAAGAUUUAAAACGGCUAGAACAGAGAAUGGACAUUAUAAAGUGCAGUCUAAGGUUUUAAUUUAUUUUAUCUUACUUUAUUAUUAUUAUGUUUUUUUUUGGCACAAUUUUUGAAAAUUUGAUUCUAAAGAUUUUCGAUGACAUAAAGAAAGUGUGAAGAGUUUCCGUGGAACCCCGAUGUUUUGGCGUGACUGCGACAGAGUCAUGGACAUUAUUAAUUGGAAAUGACUUAACAGUUUGCGAUUCUGGAGAUAAAAUGCAAUACUUGAGCGACUAGUAACGAAUGUUAUUCGUAGUAUACAAGGGUGACUGAUGGGGUCUAUGUACAUGUGUCGAGAGUUACUGGCAGAUAAACUAUCGACCACUGCCUAUCGGGACUUCUGGACAUUUGAUGACCAGGCAACCGUCCAAGGAGACACGACCACACGGACAAGCAGACGAGAUGGUGUGACGUCACGAGGCAGAGACAGGGUGCUUCAGGAUAGUGUAAUCGUCUGCUGUUCUGCAGAGAACGCGGGACCGGAAGCAGGCUACUCCACGGAAACUCCGGACUCGGACGAUAGCAUGGUGGGACGAACAGCUUUUUCACGCCUAGAUCCGGCUACUUUGAAGUAUAUUGGAUGGGCACCUAGUGAUGUAGAAUCACGGGAUGAAACCAACGGUCUCCCGGAAUCUAUCAAGAACGAUAAAGAUAAUGAAAAUUUGUGCAGACUCUCGAAGGUGGAGUUUAAGAAGCUCACGGAACAGGUGCGGGAUGUCAGUAUGAAUCUUAGAAACAAAUUCAGGACCUCUGCAUAUCAGAUAUUUGAACUGCCUUACACGGUGACAAAAGUGAAGUUGUACCAGCAGCCCUCGCCUGUGGAGACAGGCGCUCAGAUCUACCGGUCGCAGCUGGCCGCCAGUCUCAAGGCAUUCAAGCCCAAGGACUGGCCACCCCUGGACUACCGCGAGAAAGAGACGUCAUUUCUUAGGUGUCGGCCGAUACAGCAACCACAGCCGGAGAGAGCCCCAACACCUCCGCCCUCCAAGUGUUAUGCACAGCGUAUUCGCAGACCUCGGUCCGUGCCCGCUAACGCUCGCCGCUGUGACACCCCGAGUGAUGUUAGACCCGGUCCAUUCGAUUCUUUAAACCCGCGUGUACUGUCCUCCUUAAUAGGCGACUCUUAUCAGCCACACACUUUCGGAGACCGAAUCCCUGGAACUGACAACGAAAAAGAGGAGGAAGAUGACGAUGAAAAGUUAAAAUCUGAGACAAACAAACGAAAUAAGGAAAAGGAUGAAGACAACAGCACCAGUGGAAUUGAAAGUAGUCAAACGGACGACGACAGUAGCGGAAGUAGCUCUGACGACGAGGAUAGCGAUUACGAACCAGAAGUCGAUAAAAAUAGGGAAGUUCCGGAUUUAAUACUCAGACCCGAAAAACUGGAUUCAUUCGUUGUACCGGAUUCAUCCAAAGGAUGGCGGAAGUACGACUUCGAUGCGGAUCAUGUAGACAUUCCUCCGUAUGAAUUCGCCGAUCCCAUCCCAGAACCAUUUAGUGACUUGGAUCUACGGCAGAUGGCAAGGCUAAAAUGGAACUGGCGGGAUCAUACGCGCGCAAAACCGAAGGACAAUUUAGACUUGAUGUUAGACCGUUUGGUGGAGCUAGAACGUCUUCAACUGGAAACAGAGGAAUGGGAAAAUAAACGAUAUUCUCAGGUAAACCGGAAAUCAAAACGUGCUGCAAGUGCCAAGCCUUCUACACGUGAUCGCCGGUGUUGUAACAAAUGUUUACAGCCUGCGUGUACCGGGGACUGUCCCGAGAAAAAUGUGCAAUUCAAUGUAUGUGAAUAUUGUAGACAAACGUUCUGUGUAGGUUCCCAAUGUAAAGAAACAAAAUAUGAUCAACGCAUGCGCCAGCCUCGUAUUGACGAGGAAAAGCAACAACAAACUAAGUCUCUACCACGUGCUUGUAAAUCUUGUCAAUUGAAACAUAAUGCAAAACUGAUUAACGCAAAUAAUUUACUCUUAGGACGACCCAAGUCCGGAAACGCAACAUACACUCGCGGGCAAUCCUCUUUUAAACCUAAGGAUCUCAGACCUCGGCCAGAUACACCGUUGAGUCCCGAUAUUGUUAAGGACUUCGAAAAACUGGGACUUCAAACACAUCAGCCUCCAAAACCGGCGAUAUCUACACAACGGAUGCAGCGGCCGCGCAGCCGCAAUGCAAUAAUUCCGGGAAAGACAUUUUACUCUCAAAGACGAGAUUCUAUAUCAGAAAAUGAAAAAGAAACAUUGACUAAUAUAAAACGAAAGAAAAUGAGAAGCAUACGAGUUCGAAGACCUAAAACAGCUGUGUGAAUUUUAUUUAGAUAACGCAGAGUUAAUGAAAACAAAUCAAAUAUUAGCAUUUGAUAUGGAACUUUUAGGAUGAGUUCUUUAUUCACUAGUGUUGAUUAUGUUGUUAUUAGUGCUGAAUUCCUAGUAUUAUUUAUUUGUUAUCAGUGCUAGGUUCCCAAGAUCAAGAUGUAAAAUCUGAUGUUGCAUUUUGCUUCAUACGCAAUACAUGAAAUAUGAAACAAU
Ostrea edulis (European flat oyster) is the source of this 3106-nucleotide messenger RNA. RefSeq lists its product as uncharacterized. Lineage: Eukaryota; Metazoa; Mollusca; Bivalvia; Ostreida; Ostreidae. The record is from RefSeq and is a predicted model, not a curated record. The coding region runs from base 857 to 2884 and encodes 675 amino acids. The transcript is spliced from 8 exons.